CAAAUUACUUACUCAUAGUGUAACAAUUUUCCAGUACACCCAAAAAAAAAGAUGAAUCACCAUUGAAAAAAAAUUUUAUAAAUUUUCUGGAGUGGUGGUAUCAACAGUUUUAAAAAACCCAUUAAAUAAAUUCAGUUCCAGUAAUUGUAUGUUUCAUAGACUUUCUACCAAUAUCUCAAGAAGUCUAAUUCGUACAAUGUCCACUGCUAUUCCAGUCGCCGCCGCAGAUGCAGCUGUAGUACCUCAAGCAAAAGCUGCUUCAGCCACUCCAUCAUCAGAUAAGAAAGGUGGUAAGAAAUCCAAGAAACAAGAACAGCAAUUCUUAUUGAAAACUCCUAAGGGUACCAAGGAUUGGUCUGAUAAGGAUAUGGUCAUCAGAGAAGGUGUGUUCAACUCAUUAACAGAUUUAUUCAAAAGACAUGGAGGUGUUACUAUUGAUACUCCAGUAUUUGAAUUAAGAGAGAUUUUAACUGGUAAAUAUGGUGAAGAUUCUAAAUUGAUUUAUAAUUUAGAAGAUCAAGGUGGUGAAUUAACUUCCUUAAGAUAUGAUUUAACUGUUCCAUUUGCUAGAUUCGUUGCUAGUAAUAGUAUUAGUAGUAUUAAAAGAUUCCAUAUUGCUAAAGUUUAUAGAAGAGAUCAACCAGCUAUGACAAAAGGUAGAAUGAGAGAAUUCUAUCAAUGUGAUUUCGAUAUUGCUGGUAAUUAUGAUAUUAUGGUCCCAGACUCAGAAAUCUUAAACAUUUUAUGUGAAGGUUUAACUGGUUUAGGUAUUAAUGAUUUUAAAGUUAAAUUAAAUCAUAGAAAAAUUUUAGAUGGUAUUUUUGAAGCUUGUGGUGUUAAAGAAGAAGAUGUUAGAAAAGUUUCUUCUGCCGUUGAUAAAUUAGAUAAAGCUCCAUGGGAAGCUGUUAAAAAAGAAAUGGUUGUUGAAAAAGGUCAACCUGAAGAAGUUGCUGAUAAAAUUGGUGAAUUCGUUAAAGUGAAUGGUACUAUUCGUGAAGUUUUAGAAGUUUUAAAAGCAAGUGAAUUAUUAUCUACUAAUAAAUCAGCUCAACAAGGUAUAGAAGAAAUGGGUGUUUUAGCUGAUUAUGUUGAUGCCUUUGAUAUUAAUAAUUUCCUUAGAUUUGAUUUAUCAUUAGCUAGAGGAUUAGAUUACUAUACUGGUUUAAUUUAUGAAGCUGUUACUGAGGCUUCUGCUCCUCCAGCCAAUGCAUCUGAAUUAAAGGAAAAGGCUCAAAAGGAAAAAGCUUCUAAAGAUGGUGAAGUUGAAGAUGCUUCUGAAUAUGUCGGUGUUGGAUCUAUUGCUGCUGGUGGUCGUUAUGAUAACUUAGUCGGUAUGUUCUCUAAUGGUAAAUCUAUUCCAUGUGUGGGUAUUUCAUUUGGUAUUGAAAGACUUUUCUCUAUCAUUAAAGCUAGAGCUGCUAAAGGAUUAGAAAAUAUUAGUCCAACUCAAACUGAAGUUUAUGUUAUGGCCUUUGGUGGUGGUGAAGGAUGGAAUGGAUUCUUAAAGGAAAGAAUGACCGUUACUAAGAAAUUAUGGGAAGCUGGUAUUAAUACUGAAUAUUUAUUUAAAUCCAAAGCUAAUAUUCGUAAACAAUUCGAUGCUGCUGAAAAAUCAGGAGCUAAAAUUGCUGUUAUUUUAGGUAAAGAAGAAUAUCCAGCUGGUAAAUUAAGAAUCAAAGUAUUGGGUCAAGGAGAAGAUAGUGACGAAGGUGAACUUAUAAAUACUGAUGAUCUUUUAUCUUAUGUAAACCAAAAAUUAGAGUCAUUUAAUCAAGAUGGUUUAGACGAAAUUAGUCGUUUGGUUAAGGGCCUUUAGAUGUAUAUAAAACAUAUAUUAUUGUACAAAAUACUUUUUUUUUAAUUCUAGAUUGCCGAAU
Scheffersomyces coipomensis is the source of this 1877-nucleotide messenger RNA. RefSeq names its product histidine--tRNA ligase (gene HTS1). Bases 149 to 1816 code for a protein of 555 amino acids. The transcript has a single exon. Gene Ontology annotation, biological process: mitochondrial translation; histidyl-tRNA aminoacylation. Gene Ontology annotation, cellular component: mitochondrion; cytoplasm; cytosol. Gene Ontology annotation, molecular function: ATP binding; RNA binding; histidine-tRNA ligase activity. Lineage: Eukaryota; Fungi; Ascomycota; Pichiomycetes; Serinales; Debaryomycetaceae. The record is from RefSeq and is a predicted model, not a curated record.